UCUUGAGCAGUAAGCCUUCACCUGUGAUUUUGUGUUAAUAAUUAAACCGUCGCUGCUUGUGUGAUGGGUGACACCUUGGCACGAAUCAGGCCUUCCAAGUUGGCCAGAAAAGAGCACAGAAACUCGGUCACUUGUAACCCCGAAUCGACAACCCCAACACUUCCUUUGGUCCUAUUGUUGGUCUCCAAUGAAAGGCCAUUAGUCCCACAGUUGGGUUCAAAGGAGCCUUGGUCGGUUGAACGUGUCACAAUUUCAACGUCGUGUGUCUUUGAUCCUUGCCUUUUCUCUGCUGGCCUAAAGAGGGCGUCUAUCAAGGUUGCCGGCGUGUGUCAACAUUGUUGAAAUCAACAGAUGAAGAAAUACAGCGGUACCUUCACAUCAAAAUUUAAUUCGCUCCGUGACCAAGCUCGUAACUAAAUUUACUCGUAUGUCAAAUCAGUUUUCCAUAAUUAAAAUAACUGAAACCCUGGUACUCCAUUACUGCCUCUGUAAAAACCCAACAAUUUUAAUAGGGAUGGGUGAGUACUAAUACCAGGUAUCGGUAUCGGGCCAGUACUGGCCUUAUUUCAAGGUAUCGGGUACUCUUGGCUGGCGAUACCAGCCACCGAUACUUAAGCCCCCAAAAAUCUGACAUUGUGCAAGUCCUCAUCGCCAGUAGUUGGCGCUACACUGCAGUGGUUUGCCACAUAGGCAAAUCAUCGUGUGUCAGAAGGAAAGAGAGGUCUUUGUUCACAAUCCUCCAUGUGUGGAAUGUCACGAGACCAACCCGGAACACGGCAUAGCUGACUUCCUGUAUAUGGAGUUUGAGCAUAUUGCAGCAGCAGAGACACUGAAGUACAGUGUCCAUAAAUAAUCAGAAGUAGGAGGUACCAACAGAGGGACAGGAUGCCCAUUCCUCCCCCUCCCCCGCCUCCUCCGGGACCCCCGCCUCCUCCAACCUUCCAUGAGUCCAACACCACUCCUCCCAAGCUGAGUUCAUCAGAGACUAAAGGCAGGGGGGCUCUGCUGUCUGACAUCCACAAGGGCGCCAGACUGAGGAAAGUGGGCGUCGUCAACGACCGCAGCUCCCCCAAUAUCGAGAAAUCUGGAGGAGGAGGAGGAGGAGGAGGAGGAGGAAGUGGUCCUAUGGGAAUGGGGGGCCUCUUCCAAGGAGGGAUGCCAAAGCUGCGACCACAUGGAGAUGGUUCAUCGGGCGGCUCGGUGGGCAGGUCCGCCCUGAGGCCGCCGGGGUCCCGGUCACCGGCCCCCCGUCCUCCGUCGGGCCGCUCAGCGUCACCGUCUCCCCCAGAGCAUCAGCGUUCCCAUCGACCCUCCCUGCCCGACAUCACUCGCCCCCCCAACACCAGCAGCUCCUCCUCGGGCGGUGGCAUGAAGCACAGCACAUCGGCUCCGCCCCCCCCGCCGCCCUUCAACCGGGGCGGUCGCGGAAACGCCCCGCCCACCCCCAACCUCAAGGUGUCGGCGGCCUCGUCCUCUGCGCAGAAGCCCCUGCCGCCUACGCCCAGCCGAGGCCCUGCUCCUUCCAACGCCCUCAAGAACGCCCUGGCUUCAAGCCGGCCCCCCACUAGUGGUUCUUCGGCGCCGCCCCCUCCACCGCCCUACAGGGUACACACGUCGCUCUCCAACGGGCCGGCCCAGACCGACGGGGGGGGUGCCCCGGAGCUGCCGCAGAGGCACAACUCGCUGACCAAGAAGCACACGGCACAGGGGCGCAACCAUGCCCCUCCCCCACCGCCAUCCCCGUCGCCGUCCCUGCAGGUUAGCCGGCCGCCGCCCCCUGCUAGGGAGCCGCCAGGACGCAGAGCAGCCCCCCAGGCACCCCUUUCCGCCUCCCGCAACGGCAAUCGCGACGCCCCUCCGCUGCCCCCACCGUACCGUGGCCACAGCUCAGCCCCGUCGGAGCCCCCGGGCCGGGGGGUUAGACCGCCGCCUCCGCUCUCCUUCUCCUCCUCCUCCUUGUCCUCAUCCUCCCGCACCCCCGCCGGACCCCCGCCGCCGCCCCCACCCAUCCGAAACGGGCACUCCGCUGUCUCCAACUCUUCAAAGUCCAUCUUGGAUGAUUUUGAAUCAAAAUUCAACUUCCACCCCAUGGAGGACCUUCCGCCUCCAGAGGAGUAUCGCCAUUUCAACAAGGUCUACCCCAGCAAGAGCGGCAAGGGCAUUUUGCGAGGAGCUCCCCCUGCCCCUCCAGUGGGAAGGUGAACAUCCCACAAAGCUCAGGACUUGAACUCAUCAGCCAAGCGUCUGGUCUGGUCUGGUCUGGUCUGGUGGGGGAAUGAGGACACACACACACACACACACACACACACACACAACCAAACACUAACCAUGUGGACUUGUCAAGAAGAGAAGACGCCUCAUGAGACUUUUUGACGUUUGUGCUUCUCAAACGUUUUACGGACCCCCAAAAAAACUUCACAAGCAUCCGUAACUGCACAUUCCCUCUUUUGAUAGACUUUUUUUCUUUCUUUCUUUUGUCGGGUGCCAGCAUUGAUCAUGUGGGACACACACGAUCAUGCAUGAAUGUGGGCUCUCUUUUUCCUUAAUUUGUUUUUGUUUUGUUUUUUAAAUCGCUCCAGGGUGCGCUUGGAACGACUACAUCCGUGUGCCAAAGGUGGGGGGGGCUUAAUGAUGAACCCAAUCCAAAAGUUGAUUGAUAGACACCUCGUCUGAUUGUUGAGCUUCACAUUCCGAAUGGUGUUUGUUUUUUUUGGGGGGGCGGGGGGGCAAUUCCUGUUUUGAGCCCCCCCACCCCCCUGUCUUCUGCUAUUCUUAACGGGGGGGUGUUUGUAUACGUAUUUUCAUGUUGCACAGCGGCCAGCAGUCUCGCAUGACACCCAUUUUUGCACUUGCGGGAACAGGUCAUGUAGUAACUGUAAUAACCGUGUAAUUAAUGUGUAAUAACUGUAAUAACAUCAGAGCCAGCGCCUCGCUUUUGAAUGACUGCGUUUACUGGGCCGCCAUUCGGCUGACUGUAAAGGGAUCGUUUCGGAGGGAGCUGGCAUCCAUCAGCCAGGAAGUGACCAUCAGCUGCUUUUACUAUGCAAGAAUUUGUACAGGUCGUAGUUGCUAGCAGCUAACCAAAAAAGUAAAAUUAAAACAAAAAAAGAAACACUAAAGUGCCAGAGAGAGAGAGAGAGAAGAGAGUACGUAGUGGACGAGGAGCGUCUUUUUACGUCACUUUUAAUGAUCAUAAAGCUUAAAAGCAAAACACUAAAAAACGAUUCACCUGUGAAUCCACAAGAUGAAAAGACACUGAGAUGCAGCGCCACCUGCUGCUAGUUGGUUGCCUUACACGCGUCUCGUCCCAUAACGGUACCUGUGCUACUUUUUUCUUUAAAAAAAAAAAAUAAUAGUCUAUUUGCAAAUGUAUAUUUACACCAUAGAAUAUGAUAAUCCUAGUUACCAUUGAUCUAUUUUUGUGCUGUACAGAGUGUAAUAUAGGAACAUUGUCAUGAGGAGCAGCGCACACUGUCAUCAUCAUCAUCAUCAUCAGGGUCACGCUGGUGUCACGUUUGCCGCCUCACAUUGUUUCCUAUUAAUCAGCCAUCUUUUUAUCACUUGAAAACAUUUUGAAUAAAUAUAUUCCUGUUGGGGAAAAGGGGAA
This is a messenger RNA of Phyllopteryx taeniolatus (common seadragon), 3607 nucleotides long. RefSeq names its product WAS/WASL interacting protein family, member 2a (gene wipf2a). Gene Ontology annotation, molecular function: actin binding. Bases 886 to 2202 code for a protein of 438 amino acids. The transcript has 8 exons. Lineage: Eukaryota; Metazoa; Chordata; Actinopteri; Syngnathiformes; Syngnathidae. The record is from RefSeq and is a predicted model, not a curated record.